UAUCUGAUCUCCCUCUCUUCGGCAGAUACUGACGCCUGCACUGUAACAUACUAGUGUUUUUAAACUUUAAGUGACUUUAAAUUAAGUUAUUAGGACAUUGCCCGUCAAAGGUUCAUAAAGAAAAGUAUCCAUUUUUCAUAACAUAAAAAUGGCUCAAUCAGUGCUAAGAAAAAUUGCCAUGAGCAACAUGUUAGUGAUGGUCGGUUUGACAAGACGAACCAGCUCUCGAAGUUUGACAACAGGUAAAAAGUUGGCUACAACCAAACCCAACAGUAUCUUACCACCAGAGAGGGAAGUCACGAAGUCAGUAUUUAUGUCUCAGUCUACAGACAUAUACACAAACCUGGCUUUAGAAGAUUGGAUGUACCGCAAUAUGGAUUUCAGUAACCACCAUGUGAUGAUGGUGUGGCGUAACGAGCCAUGUGUUGUCAUCGGUAGACAUCAGAAUCCGUGGCUUGAAGCUAAUGUUCCAUUUCUGAAUGAUAAAGAUAUACCUCUGGCUCGACGCCACAGUGGAGGUGGAACUGUCUACCAUGAUCGUGGAAACCUCAACAUCUCCUUUUUCACUCCAAGAGACAGACAUGACAGAAAAUAUAACUUAGAAAUCAUAAAGAGGGCACUCUACAGAGAUUUUGGAAUUAAGGCCCAUAUUAAUGAACGUCAUGACAUUCUUGUCAGAGACAAGUACAAGAUCUCUGGAACAGCUGCGAAACUGGGUCGUACAUCAGCAUAUCAUCAUUGCACACUUCUAGUCAAUGCUAACAAAGCAGAUCUCAGUAAGGCUCUAGCAAAGAGAGAGCAUGGCAUACAGACAAAGGCGACUGCGUCGACGCCUUCCCCCGUGGUCAAUUUGGUGGACGUGAACAAUAGAGUCACUGUGGACAGUCUACAAAUUGCUGUGGGUUACGAGUUCCUCAGAACUCCAGCACUUCAUUUGGAAGACGGCGGUGAAAACCAGAUCUCAAAACAAAGAGGAUUCCAGUUUAUAAAUCCAACUGAAGACUGGUUCCCAGGACUUUCAGAAUUGAAGCAUGAACUGCAAACAUGGGAAUGGUCAUUUGGCAGAACUCCAGAGUUCACCGUGAGCAGAUCUUUCCCUGUGCCGGAAGAUUUACUUACUCCUAGUAAGGUUUACUCGGCUACUCAAGAGCUAACUAUUACUAUGACGGUGGAGAAAGGCCUGAUCAAUGACGUCACACUGAAUAUACCGCCGGGUUUGGUUGAAUCUGGCUUCCACGGGGAAGCCUCUGUCAUUACACACCUUAAAGGCAAGAGGUUCACAUCAGAGGCCCUCACUGCCCUUCAGGAGGCGAUGCUUCGUCACUCCGAUGGUGAAGUCAGGAAAUUAGAUGACAAAGAGCAGUUUGUAGCUAAAUGUUUUGACCAAGUCGUGAACACUAUCUAGAUCCUAUUUGUUUAAUCACAUUUUCUUUUGUUGUAAGUAUUAUUAUUGUGAUUUUGUUAUUGUCCACUGGUUGUAAAUUUUAUCACUAAGGUUUAAAGGUUACAAGCGAUUAUAUAUAAAAAUAUAUUUUCAUAUUAUGAAUGUUAUGUAUAUUUUCAUGCUUUUGAUACUAUGCUUUUAGAUGCUACUAGUGUAUUUUUGCUACUUACAAAUUUCCUUUGUUUUUGGUUAGUUUAUUUUUUUUUUUUUAGUUUAGUGAUUAUUAAUUGAAGAGAUUCGUUAUGUAGUGUAAUGAUACUAGUAAAUAGUAUUGUUUAUGCAACAUAUUAGCGAGUCUCAGAAGCAUGCGAGUCGCACGUUGAACGUCGAACGCUACAAGAAUGCAUCAUAUCAUUUGUUUUAGUUAAAUUUUAAUUUCUCUACCCAAUAUAUGUACCCUUGUAAUGUUGUAAACGCAUAACGUAUACGUUGUAACUUUUUAAUUUUAGUUAUCGUUUGAAUCCAACAUUUCAUUUUUCAGUUUCCACUUUUUGUAUAACAUCUGCCCUAAACGGGUACUUUUUUAUAUGAAAUGGACAUAAGGCAAAGUAAGUUAAUUUAGGUUUUGUAUUAGCUUUAAUGUGUAUAAUUUGCAAUAAAAGUGAAUUUUAGUGUUAAUAAUGUUUAUAUAUAAAUGUAAUUGAAGUUUAAUUAAAUAAAUAUUUUAUUAUAAAAAAA
This is a messenger RNA of Danaus plexippus (monarch butterfly), 2122 nucleotides long. RefSeq names its product lipoyltransferase 1, mitochondrial (gene Lipt1). The record is from RefSeq and is a predicted model, not a curated record. The coding region runs from base 149 to 1405 and encodes 418 amino acids. The transcript is spliced from 4 exons. NCBI's taxonomy places the organism in Eukaryota, Metazoa, Arthropoda, Insecta, Lepidoptera, Nymphalidae. Gene Ontology annotation, molecular function: lipoyltransferase activity. Gene Ontology annotation, biological process: protein lipoylation. Gene Ontology annotation, cellular component: cytoplasm; mitochondrion.